Lactuca sativa (garden lettuce) is the source of this 1189-nucleotide messenger RNA. Its product is annotated as NAC domain-containing protein 90. Gene Ontology annotation, molecular function: DNA binding. The record is from RefSeq and is a predicted model, not a curated record. NCBI's taxonomy places the organism in Eukaryota, Viridiplantae, Streptophyta, Magnoliopsida, Asterales, Asteraceae. Gene Ontology annotation, biological process: regulation of DNA-templated transcription.
CACGGAUACACACAUUCAAGCACCCAUGCACCCUUCCGCAAUUCAGAUAUUGGUCGCACCCAAGAUUCAAAACUUUGGUUUGUAAAGUUUGAUUUUUGAUCGUUUCUUUUGUUAAGAAAGAGGAGCUACACGCAAUCAAGAUCAAGAUAGAUCCCGAAAAUGGAGGGAGAAGGAGUGGUCGGGGCACCAGGGUUUAGAUUCUACCCUACAGAAGAAGAGUUGAUAACAUUUUAUUUGAAGCAUAAGAUACAAGGCACCACCAGAUUACUGCAACAUAUCGAUAGAGUCAUACCUCGGCUUCAUGUCUACGAUUUCUACCCAUGGGACCUCCCUCAAUAUGCUGGAGAACGUUGUCAAGGAGACCUGGAGCAGUGGUUCUUUUUCAUUCCUAGACAAGAGAAAGAAGCAAGAGGAGGGCGACCCAGCCGCCUGACGAGUUCCGGCUACUGGAAGGCCACUGGUUCACCAAGCAUCGUUUACUCUUGGAAUAAUCGAGCCAUUGGGAUCAAGAGAACCAUGGUUUUCUAUAAUGGUAGAGCUCCCAGUGGGACCAAGACCAAAUGGAAAAUGAAUGAAUACAAGGCUUUCCAAGAAGUCCCCUCCUCAAACUCUAACCCUAGACCCGAGAUGCAGUUGAUGGAGGAAUUAAGUUUGUGCCGAGUGUAUGUAAAAUCAAAUUGUUUGAGGGCUUUUGAUAGAAGACCAUCAGGAAACGAGCAUGUGCCACCCUUUCAAUUCAACUAAUCCUAGCCAGCCAUCAUCAAUAAUAAAGAAGAGGGCAAGCUUUUCUGGCUAUAUAUCUACUCCUGUGCUUGACGAUUAUUAGUGGUCAAUCUUCAAAAAAAAGGGUAUAGUUGAGCUAAGGUAAAUUAUAUUAUGCCAAGAACAAGAAAAGUUAUAUCCAAAUUUGAAUAUCAUAUACCCUACUUAUGGAUCCUCAUGUGUAUAUAUAUGGGAAUCAACGAUGAGCUUUUGUGGAUUGAUCUCAUCUCUCUUUUCUCAAUAAUUAGAAGGCUGGGUACGUACUGCUAUAAUGUGGCAUUUGGAGAUAUUUGGUAUUUGCUGAACGGCUUAUUUUUUAAGAGAACAAGAGUCGUAGAGCAUUGCUAUUUGGGUCCAUUGUUGCUUCUUACUUGGCAUUAUGUAAUGUAUGUAAAUGAUUAAAAUAAUUCUUUUGUAUUUACUUUUA